Dothidotthia symphoricarpi CBS 119687 is the source of this 1240-nucleotide messenger RNA. RefSeq lists its product as uncharacterized. The record is from RefSeq and is a predicted model, not a curated record. NCBI's taxonomy places the organism in Eukaryota, Fungi, Ascomycota, Dothideomycetes, Pleosporales, Dothidotthiaceae. The transcript has a single exon. The coding region runs from base 185 to 913 and encodes 242 amino acids.
ACCCAUACAAUGUCACACCAGCAUGAUCUGAUCAUAAAAUAUGAGACGUCUUCUACCACACGUUGUCAACUGGCGAUUGUAUCGCUGUUCUCUGAGUAAUCGCUGGGUAUCGGAUGAUCGAUCGCAUUUAAAGAUCCUUUACCAGCAACGUUCCUUCCGUCCCACAUCACCAUCUCUUGUCACCAUGUCUAAGCUCCUCAUCCUUCCAGUACCUUGUUCGCCGAGCUUGAUAUCGCUUGGACAGCUGCUCACUGAUCCUCUUGAUCCGACCUCAACUUCCUUCCAUGCCCCAACAGAGCGAGCAGGCGAGGACUGUACAGUACAGACACUAUACCAUGACACCAUAUCUCAAGAUGAGAAAGGACGGCUCAUCCCCAGCGGACGGUACUCGUGGGCGAACGACGUCGAGGUGAACGCGGAACAGUCGUCGCGUCACUCACUUACCGACCCAAACACCGCCUUCGGAGACCUACGCCACGACACCACAAACCACUACUUCUUCCACCAGGCAGCCAUCCUCAACAAGCCACUCUACUUCGUCACCAGUCUUCAGACGCUCACGAAGCCAACGUUCAAACCUGCUGCCGCGAAGCAGGAGUCGACAGCCGAGACUACAAGUCUACCCAUACACGUGAGGCGCGACUCAGCAGCCCACGACCUUCAGGACCCUUCCAAGCAAGAAAUCGUCAUCGCGAUUGGAUUGACGAAAGUAGAGUGUCGUGUGGGUGCGGCGAAUGAACCUCACAGUCUCGAUGAUCUCCACUAUAGCUGGAGCUACCACACGGUCGACGGAUCAGACGUACAGCUUUCGAUUGGGUUGGGGAAGGCGGUAGGGGCGGCUGAGUGGAGGGAUAUUGUUGGUGGCUACUACACCUAUCUUUCGAACCACAGCGAGGGAGCUGCUGGGUGUUAGUUGCGGUCGUGCCACCUGGAGACUACUUGGAUUAUCACCGCAGCCUUUCUCCUUCUGUAUUGUUACAUCCUGCUGAGGAUAUGGUUGAUAGACGAUUUGCGUGUAACGUCGUUAUAGAUAUAGAGGUCAACUUGGGACGAGGGUCAUGACUAGAAAUGGAGUUAUUUUGUUGUUCUACAUAUCAAAUCGGACCGUUGGAGCUACCCCGCAUUUCUUUCGAGGCUGACAUCAAGGACAAUGCUCUUCCACUCACCACUUGACAGCAGGGCGUUCUUGUAGUAAACUGUCAACAGGUCUAUCAUAUUUCUCAACAUAAUCGUUCUGAUU